Messenger RNA from Glycine soja, 516 nucleotides. The record is from the annotation of a RefSeq genome assembly. Lineage: Eukaryota; Viridiplantae; Streptophyta; Magnoliopsida; Fabales; Fabaceae.
AUGCUUCUGCGGAAGUAUCUACUCGUUACGGAAUCUCAGGUGUCAAAGUGUGGAUUUCAUAUAGUAAAAAAAAAAGGGGACGUGCUAUAUCCGAAACGUACGAAAUUUAGUAAAUAUCGUAAAGGCAGAUGUAGUAGGGGUUGCAAACCAGACGGAACAAAACUUGGUUUUGGAAGAUAUGGCACUCAAAGUUGUAGAGCUGGGCGUCUUUCAUAUCGAGCCAUUGAAGCAGCGCGUCGGGCUAUAAUCGGACACUUCCAUCGUGCUAUGAGCGGACAAUUCCGAAAAAAUGGUAAGAUAUGGGUAAGAGUUUUCGCAGAUAUCCCUAUUACCGGGAAACCUACAGAAGUCAGAAUGGGAAGAGGAAAAGGAAAUCCUACGGGUUGGAUUGCUCGUGUGUCCACGGGACAAGUCCUAUUUGAAAUGGAUGGUGUGAGUUUGUCAAAUGCUCGACAAGCCGCUACAUUAGCGGCGCAUAAACCAUGUUCGUCAACCAAGUUUGUUCAGUGGUCGUAA